Messenger RNA from Mercurialis annua (annual mercury), 2216 nucleotides. RefSeq names its product protein DA1. Lineage: Eukaryota; Viridiplantae; Streptophyta; Magnoliopsida; Malpighiales; Euphorbiaceae. Bases 519 to 2009 code for a protein of 496 amino acids. The transcript has 12 exons. The record is from RefSeq and is a predicted model, not a curated record. Gene Ontology annotation, molecular function: ubiquitin binding.
CAGUGUAUUUACGCAGUCUCCAAUUCCAAAGAAAUCUUAUUUUGGGGUCUUCUUGUAGAAACAAAGAGGACCCACAAUCGUAUUAUGUUUUUGCUAAUUGCAGAUUCAUAGUAUGAUUAUAAUUAGGUCGCUUCCUUUUUCUAAUUAAAUUAUUACCCAAAACCCAAUUGGGUUUUUGAUCAUCUUUCUUUCUUCGUCUAAACCCUUUUUAGUACUUUGAUUUUUCUUUUAAUUCUACGUUUAAUUAAAUUGUCCAAUUUUGACUUUUGAUUUUGCGUAAAAUUCAAGCGCUUUAAGCUACCUACAUUCUUUUUUGCGUUUUAUUUGUUAUUCAUUUGUCUUAUGCACGUGAAGAACCAACCAACCCUUUCUUCAAUCUCAAUUCUCCUGAACAUAAUAAUUCUUACUUUUUGGUGCGUAGACUCUUCUUAUUUGAUCGUUUACGUAAUACAGAAGCUGGUCGGGAUCUAAUCUCAUCUGGGUACUAAUUUUGUUAUUAGGUAAAAUAUUUAUUGAACAUGAGCAAAUGGCUAAACAAAUUUUUUAAAGGCUCCAGCCAUAAUGUUUCAGAAGGCCAUUAUCGUGGGAAUUACGGACGGGAUCCUAAUUAUUAUGCGCCUUCCACUUCAGGGGUUGAAUGGCCAGAGCAGGAGAAUGAAGAGAUUGAUCGUGCUAUUGCAUUGUCUCUUUUAGAGGAGAAUCAAAAUGGAAAACGUGUUAUUAAAAAUGAAAAUCAACUAGAAGAAGAUGAACUACUAGCUAGAGCGAUACAAGAAAGCUUGAAUGUUGAGUCUCCUCCUCAAUAUGGAUAUGGACAUAAUUAUGGAUAUGGAAAUAGAAGUGGAAAUGGAAAUGGAAAUGGAAAUGCAUAUCAAGGAAAUGUAUAUCAUCCCACCCCAGCUUAUAUUCCGACGGGAUUUAGGAUCUGUGGAGGUUGCAAUACUGAAAUUGGUCAUGGAAGAUUCCUAAAUUGCCUCAAUGCAUUUUGGCAUCCAGAAUGUUUUCGUUGCCAUGCCUGCAACCUACCGAUUUCUGAUUAUGAGUUCUCUAUGACCGGGAAUUACCCUUAUCAUAAAACUUGCUACAAGGAGCGGUACCAUCCAAAAUGUGAUGUUUGCAAGUACUUUAUUCCAACAAACCCUGCUGGUCUUAUUGAAUAUAGGGCACAUCCUUUCUGGGUCCAGAAAUACUGCCCAGCUCAUGAACACGAUAGUACUCCUCGGUGCUGCAGUUGUGAGCGAAUGGAGCCACGAGACACGGGAUAUAUUGCACUUAAUGAUGGUCGGAAGCUUUGUCUAGAGUGCCUGGAUUCUGCAGUCAUGGACACUAACGAGUGCCAGCCCCUUUAUCUUGAUAUACAAGAAUUUUAUGAAAGUUUGAAUAUGAAAGUGGAGCAGCAAGUUCCGCUGCUCUUAGUUGAGAGACAAGCAUUAAAUGAAGCCCGGGAAGGAGAAAAAAAUGGCCAUUAUCACAUGCCAGAAACAAGAGGGCUUUGCCUCUCUGAGGAACAAACAAUCAGCCGGGUAUUAAAGCGGCCAAGGUUUGGAGCUGGAAAUCGAUCGGUGGGUAUGGUCACAGAGCCUUACAAAUUGACGCGUCGUUGUGAGGUGACAGCAAUUCUCAUUUUGUUUGGCCUCCCAAGAUUACUUACGGGGUCAAUCCUCGCUCAUGAGAUGAUGCAUGCGUGGAUGCGACUUAAAGGUUUCCAACAUCUCAGUCAAGAUGUUGAAGAGGGUAUUUGUCAGGUGCUUGCGCACAUGUGGUUAGAGUCUCAGCUCACAUCUAGUUCAGGUGUUAAUGCUGCAUCAUCAUCUGCUUCCAGAGCUUCAAAACAGGGUACAGGAUCUCCGUUUGAGAUGAAACUCGGGGAAUUUUUUAAACAUCAGAUCGAAUCAGACACUUCUCCAGUAUACGGAGAUGGAUUUAGAAUGGGGCAGCGAGCAGUCCAAAAGUAUGGCCUUGGAAGGACACUCGACCAUAUUAGAGCGACGGGGAGGUUUCCAUAUUGAAGACCUGAAUCCUACAAUUUUACCAUGUUUAGUUUCGUAAUUUACAUGAUUAAAAGCUUUGGUUAUUUCUUCUAUAACCCCAAGGCCAUACCACACUGCACAUAGGAAUUGAUUUACUAGACUAGUUUUCAGGACUGCUGAUUUUUUGAAUAGCCACUUUUGGUAAAUUUUACAGUUCAAUGAGAAAUAUUUCAUUCUUUAAGCUCA